AUGGAUCCUAAGUCAGAAGCAAAAUCAGACACUAAAGGAAACCCGAACUUACGUCCAUUUUUCAGCAACGUCGGUAUCGAGACGGUCGACCUAUACAAUGGUUCAAGUCGCACGCAUUAUCGAGUGCACAAGAAUGUUCUUUGUACUAAAAUACCUUACUCCAAUAAGAUGUUUAACGGCGGUUUCUCUGAGGCUUCAAGGAACUCCGCAGAGUUUCCUGAAGAUGCGGUUGGUUCUUUCGAUGUCUUACUUGAAUGGACGUAUUUUCAGUAUCACCCUCUUCGACCUUUGAAUCUUGAUUCGCCCGAGCCUACAGGUUCAAACUGGAACACUAUUAUCCGAUUAGUGGAUAUAAUAAGAGAGAAGACUGAUUUUACCGCCGAUUUCCUCACAGCCGUUCGAGAUCAAGUCCGCGGUGGCCCAAAGUUAGCCAAUCCAUCAGCGGGUGAUGGUGGUAUUUAUCAUAUUCAUGGAGAAAGAAUCGGCUGUAGUUGUUCAUUGAAUACGGAGAAUAUGCGGCUGAGAAUCGAAGAAUCUCCAGCCUUCUAG
Molecule: messenger RNA, 549 nt
Organism: Botrytis byssoidea
Lineage: Eukaryota; Fungi; Ascomycota; Leotiomycetes; Helotiales; Sclerotiniaceae
Exons: 3
Coding region: 1-549 (182 amino acids)
Molecular function (GO): protein binding
Source: RefSeq, a predicted model, not a curated record